AUGUUCAGCUCGCUCUUCUCCAGUCUCUCACUCUCCACAUCGACGUCGACAUCGUCUGCUGCAAUAGACGCAGAGAAGACGAAUAAGGACGCCGACACGAUCAGCAUUGACCUGGACACGGAUUUAGAUCAGGAUCGAGCGGGGAGUAAAGACGUUAAGGAUAAAGAGACGGUUAAAGUGGAGAGUGUGGCUAUGGAAAACAACAGCACCAGUGUAGUGCUGCCGUUGUUGCCGCCGAUUGUGAUGGAGCCGUCUUCGGAACUUGGGUUAGGACUGGGGUUUGAGGAGGGCGCUGUGUUGGUUUCGUCUACGUCUACGCCGUCCUCCAUGCCGUCACCUUCAUUGCCUCCCUCAUCUCAGUCCACUGAUGCUCCCCCGACAACAAUCCCCUCUUACACAUCCCGCUUUGGACCUUCGAACUCCCCACCUGCCGCGCAGCAGCCAUACGAACCAGCGGAAGCUCUGGGGGACAUUGACGCUGUGUCGUACGCGCUUGAGCUAUUCCUGCUGAGCCGGAUGCGGGAGAGUGAGGGCUAUUUGGUUGAGUUGGAAGGCGGGGGUGAUAAAGGAAAGGAAGGAAGUGGUGGUGGAGAGGGGAAUGGAAUGGAGAGGCUGUAUGUCGCAACUGGUUAUGGGCUAAUUCAGUGUGUGAAGGGUUUAAUGAGCUAUGAUGAUGCUGACCUCCUCGCGGGGAUCGCGCACACUAAACACGGGAACCACAUCGCAGGUCAGCACCGUAAGCGUGCUGGGUUUCUCGGCGGCGGGGCACGUCUUGCUGGGUACGUCGUAUCAUCGUUCUCCUCGGCUCUAUCGCCUACUUCGCCCACCUCGCACCCUACCUCGCCAAAUUCACCUUCGGCUACGACGAGCGCGGGUGCACCCCAUGCAAGUGCCAGCACAGUGCAAUGGAUCAAGAGCAUGACGGACGUCGAGCGCCAUGCCGAGUUAGUGUACGCGGAGAGUUUAUUUGAGAAGGCUUUAUUGGGGAUUGUGUACAGCGGGGACUGGCUCGCGUUUAUCAAGGAGGCGCUCAAUAUGCGAACCACGAUCUCGAUAUACCGCCAGCUGGGCGCGUACUUGGAUCACAUGGAUGCAGUGUAUGCCGCGUCGCAGGCUUCUCCGCCAUCCCCCUCUUCCAAACGCCUCGAAGACCCAUCUAUUGACGUGCAUUUCCGGUCGGGCGUCCUCCUGGGCGUGGGGAUGUGCAACAUCAUCUUGAGCUUGAUGCCGGGCAAGCUCGCGGCGCUCGUCGAACUGUUUGGUUACAAAGGCGAUAGACAGUAUGGACUUGAGUGUUUGAUGCGUGCGGGUGGGUGGGGAGAUACCGACAGGGAUGGGGAUGAGCCAGGUAUAUCGGCUGCGGACGAAGGCGUGCGUCGCUCGAUAUGCGAUAUGUGUCUGUUAAUUUUCCACUUGGUGCUGUCCAGCUUUACGUUUGAGGGCGUCGACAUCGCUGUUGCGAGUCGCGUGCUCAAGUGGAAUCUGAAGCGGUAUCCGAACGGUGUGUUCUUCCUCUUCGGUGCGGGCCGCCUCGCACUUGUGCGCUCCCGCCCGGCUGACGCGAUCGACUAUUACACCCGCGCGAUGCACGCGCAGACGCAGUACCGCAACCUGCACCAUAUCAGUUACUGGGAGAUGGCGAUCGCACAUCUGGCGCUCUGGGAUGUGAAGAGAAGUUUGGAGUGUUGGAGGGAGCUUGAGAGGGAGGCGACUUGGUCCAAAGCUAUUUACUCGUACGGGAUGGCCGUCUGUUUGCUCGAGUAUCCGACUGCCGACCCGAAGGAAAGGGAGAAGAACAAGAAAGAAGCAGUCGCUCUCAUGGAAAAGGUUCCUAGCCUCAGGCAGAAAAUCGCGGGGAAGAGUAUUCCGCUUGAAAAACUCGUUGCCCGGAAAGCACGCAAAUUCCUCUCGCAGAAAAAUCGCCUGGCGGUGCCUGCACUUGAGAUGGCUUACGUCUUCCAGGGUAUCGCGCAUGCCCCGCGCCGCGUCAUCUGGACGCAGAUGGUGCAGGAGGUUAAAGGGUUGCUCGAGGCGUGUGGGUGGAUUGAUGGAUGCUUGUCUCCUGGUGCCAGUACCGACACUGGAUUGAAAGAGGCAAAGAAAAGGAAGGAGAUUGAGAAAGCGUAUUCAAAGACCCAUGGCGGCGGGUAUUGGGACGAUGUCUGCCUCGGCAUAUUUUUACGGGGCGUGUGCAUGCGGUAUAUCGCGUAUCCGGACCCCGACGCCGAUCUCGACCCCAACGAAGACACAAAGAUACAAGGCAUGCUGGACACUGAAACCGCCGCGCGCGAAGCCGAAGCCUCCUUCCGCCUCGUCUUUACACAUGGCCCACAGAUUGAGCUGGAUCACCAGCUGGUGUACCACGCGCACUACGAGCUCGCGCGGCUGUUCACGGCGCAGGGGCGGGUAGCGGAGGCGAGACAUGAGCUUGAGCUUGUGUUGUCGGGCAAGCAUCUGGAGGUCGGUCCUGCGGGGAAGAAGGCCAGGGGACGGUAUAGUAUGGAGAAUGCUCUGGUCAUGAGAUCUGGAGCGGCGUUGGAUUGUUUGGGUCCGGAGCGAGGGGACUAA
Molecule: messenger RNA, 2568 nt
Organism: Psilocybe cubensis
Lineage: Eukaryota; Fungi; Basidiomycota; Agaricomycetes; Agaricales; Agrocybaceae
Exons: 8
Coding region: 1-2568 (855 amino acids)
Cellular component (GO): cytosol; mitochondrial outer membrane; nucleus
Molecular function (GO): protein binding
Source: RefSeq, a predicted model, not a curated record